Lates calcarifer (barramundi perch) is the source of this 4817-nucleotide messenger RNA. Its product is annotated as insulinoma-associated protein 2. Gene Ontology annotation, molecular function: DNA-binding transcription repressor activity, RNA polymerase II-specific; RNA polymerase II cis-regulatory region sequence-specific DNA binding. Gene Ontology annotation, biological process: regulation of cell cycle process; neuron differentiation; negative regulation of transcription by RNA polymerase II. The record is from RefSeq and is a predicted model, not a curated record. Gene Ontology annotation, cellular component: nucleus; transcription repressor complex. NCBI's taxonomy places the organism in Eukaryota, Metazoa, Chordata, Actinopteri, Centropomidae. The coding region runs from base 141 to 2123 and encodes 660 amino acids. The transcript has a single exon.
CAUCACACCUGCGCGCGCGCCUCUCUCUCUCUCUCUCUCUCUGCCACUUCAAAGCUCUACUUGAAAGUGGGUUCAAGACAAGAGUUGUUGUUCUUUCCGCCUGGUGGUGCCACGCGCCGAGCACCACCGUUAUCAUCGCCAUGCCUCGAGGAUUUUUGGUGAAGAGACACCGGCGGUGCUCGGCCUCAUACCGGCCGCGAAAUAACAGUAAUAGCAAAGCUGUAACGUACGACGGCGACAGGAGCGGCAGUAACAACUCUGAAGAGAUAAAAUCACAGGUGGUGAAGGAGAGCGACGUGUUGAGCGUCCUCCCGUUUGAGAGGCCGGAUGGACUGCUGCCCGUGUCCCGCCAGGACUCCACCGGAGUCAGAGAGGCGUGGAGCCCGCACGUGGAGUCCGCGCUGGAGGCUGAGGCGGACAGGCGCGCGCAGUUACCGGAGACCGAGGAGCAGGUGAGCGAGGUGGACGUUUUGACUCCUGACGGCGACUUCUCCUGCUUCUUCCCGCCUCCUCCACCUCCGCGCGACUUAACGUUAACGGAGUCUUGCAGCCCCGUUAAACCGGUCGGCACGAGACUGCUGGAGCAGCACGACGAAGGAGAGAAGCAACCGCCGUUCCCCGGAAGGUGCCUGACAUCGUCCCUGGUGUCUGAGUUACCGGAGCUGCCGUUCCUCGUGAGCUCCACGCCAACCUCGGUGUCCGCUUCUAUCGAGAGACUUCUCGCUAGCAGCAGCCGCCACCACGCGCCAUCCUACAGUCACAAUGACAAAUAUGACCCGAAUAUGACCUACGUGCACUUGUUCCCGCCACUCACUCUAAUGAACCAGGAGCAACACCACGCAGCGAGAAAACGCUCGCUCCUUGAACCGGAUCAACGCAACAGACACAACAAACAGUCCGCGGGCAACCCGCCAAAGAAACCCAAAGUGAACCGGAAACUUAACUUCGAGGAUGAGGUCACGACCUCGCCGGUUUUGGGUCUGCGGAUCAAGAAGGAGAGUCCCGAGCUGAGGAGACAACGGGAAAAGUCGUCUGCUUCCACCGGGAAUCAACCGCUGGGAGAGUUCAUCUGCCAACUUUGUAAAGAGGAGUACCCAGACCCUUUCUCCCUCGCACAGCACAAGUGCUCCCGCAUAGUGCGCGUGGAGUACCGGUGUCCCGAGUGCGACAAAGUCUUCAGCUGUCCCGCCAACUUGGCCUCCCACCGGCGUUGGCACAAACCCCGUCCGGUGAACAACCAAGGAGGAGAGACUCCGACAAGCAAGAGCCAGCCGUUAAAAGAGGCACGAGGGCUCAUUCAGCACGAGAGACAGCCGGUAGAGAUGGAGGGCAAGGAAAACGAGCUGCUGCGAAUAAACACUAAUCAGCACCACAGAGCGUUGGACAGCUCCCGCAUCAGGCGCGAGCCGUCCCUUCUUCUGGUCCACGGUCGGUCUCGCGACAGCGACAGCCUCGCGCCUCCUCACUAUGAUUCCUCGCCUCAUUACCGGAACCCGGGGGAGAGCUGUCUGGACUUGCAGCAGCAGGUGAGAGCAGCGGACAGUCCGCCAUCCAGCCUCCUUCUGCUGAAUGACAACCCAGACGAGCGCGCAGACCUGCCACAGCAGCAGCCGUCGUCACUCUCGCACCCUCCCGUACCGUUUGUCCAGUCGUUACCGGAGGAGGAGGUGUACGAGUGCCGGUACUGUGGGAAGAAAUUCCGCCGACAGGCUUACCUCAAGAAACACCUGGCCGCUCACGACAUGACAGCGCGAGCGUCACCGCCCCCCCCGUCUUACGGCCAGUCGCGUGAGAACAGUGCCGGUUCUCAGAGCCAGGUGUUCCUGUGUCACCUGUGCGGCGCGCGCUUCCCGUCAGUUGAAAUCAGGGACAAGCACCGUCUGUGGCACGCGAUGCGGGACGAGUUAUUGGCGGGAACACUGGGAGGAGGACUCAGGCCAGACGUAUUCCACGCGCACAGAGAGGAGACCGGCGCCGGGGAAUGCGAGCAACAGCAGAUCUUCACGUGCAAGCACUGUCCGUCUACGUUCUUCAGCUCCCCGGGGCUCACGAGACACAUCAAUAAAUCUCAUCCCACCGAGAACCGGCAGGUGAUGCUGCUGCAGAUGGCCGUGCGACCGUAAAACGCGCGCGAGAUACAGACACUCAAGCGAACAGAUUCUUUGGAAAAAUGAUGAGUCAUCGAUUAUCAUUACGAGGAAACUAUUAAUUGUGACUGGUUGUUUUCAUUCACAUUUCCGUCAGCUGUCGUUCUGUUGUAAAUUCAGACUGAACCAGUUUGUUGCGCGCAAAAAGUUUCAGAUUUUUAACAGGAUAAGGAUUAAAGGUUGAGUCACUGUGCCUUUUGUUUAAAGGUCAUUUGUUGCAUAAAGGUCCAUGUAUAAUUUAGAAACACCGUGACGAUGUAAGACGUUCUCCGUGAUCGUAACACUAGACAAUGAAACAUAAGAGUGGGUUAAACUGAAACUGUCCAUGGUGCUGAAACUAAAUAAACAACUUCCUGUCAAACACAAGUGACCAAGCAGGACUGCCUUUUUAAUUCACUGGACAGAUGAUAAGAUGUUGCUCGGUCAAUUAAAUAAACUAAAAGUAGAAUCAUUAUAAUGAUGGACAUUUUAAAGUGGAGGGGAAUUAAAGCAUACUUAUUAUGUUGAAAUCCUUUGAGGAAAACACAUUAACUCUCAAUAUUCAAUUUGUUGUUAAAAGGGUUGCAGUCAAUCAUACCAAAAUAAACCAGACAUGUGUUUUUAUAUUUCUAAUAGAGAGAGGAUGUCAUCUCUUUUCAGCUUCUCUUUCGUUGUCACAUAUUAGACUUGCGCUCUAUAAAUAAUUUUGACAUUAAAACUACUUAACUGUUAAAGCUGAGUGAACGGGACAGACUGAAGUUUGACAUUUUGAUCAUGACUAGAAUAAUGUUACAUGUACUGAAGCAAUGACUGACACAGUUCUCUCCAGAUGUGGCAGAUGUUUUUAAGCUCAUGUUCAACAUAUUUCUGUGGUAAAGUAAUCAGAUUACACUGAUGUUUUUUCAGAGCAGUGCAGUGGGUUACAUUACUGGCUGGUGUAAGAUGUGAAACAGAGACAGACCAUAAUCAGCGACAAUGUAAUCACAUUUAGAAAGUGACCUUCCUUAACCUGAACACUGGAGACAGAAUCGAUGUACUAACUCUGUUUCGAAGACAACUUCAUGUACAGCGAACACUAAAAAACAGUAACAGAAAAAGAGAAAAUAAUCAGAUCAUCAAACCAUAAUAUGCCUUUUAUAGUAAAUGUGCCAGUUAACUUCUCAGCUAUAAAAUAUUUUCAUACAGAAAUGGAAAUUUAAUGUUAGUACUGAUAGUAAAAAAUGUCUUUUGUGUUUAAUGAUUAUGUAUUAUUGUUCAAUUAUUUGCUAAAUGGCUUCAUGAUACUAAAAAUGUAAUUGUGGUUCUAAGAAGCCUAUACAGUACUAUUUUGAUAUGUUUUAAGUUGAAUGUGAAAUUUAAUCUAAAUUAUUGUCAAUAAAGGGUAAUACAUCAUGAUCAAUGUGUAGUCCCUCUCUGUCAACUUACCACUGUUGUAUUUAAAUUUCCUGUAUACACACACAAACACACACAUGUAAUAUAUGAAUGGGUCUAGCAAUGAGUGGUAUGAAUCAUUUAUUGUUAAAUUCCAUCAUUGCACAUCCACGCUCUCUGUGUGUCUGAGACAGACGUUACACAUGUACAUACUACAGGUUCAACAGUAACAUAGCUCGAGGAGUGUGUAUGUGCAAGCGUGCGUGUGUGUGUGUGUUGUGAUAACAGCUGUUACAUGGUCAACACAGGCAGUUAGUACUGAACUGGUGUCAUGCAGUAUGUAUAGUCAGUAGUUACAUACAUCAGCCUCGUCCCAGACUAACGUCUGGACGACAACAGCUGAACCCGUAUCCAUCGCAGCCCUGGUGUUUAAUCUAUGUCAGGCACAGACGAUCCAAAUUGUUACUUAUGAAGGGAAAUUUUUGCUGCUGAUAUAGGGACAAGAAAGGGAGUCUGACAUUUCCCCUCUUCAGACAGUGAAGAGGUCAGGCCUGGGCCAAAAAGGCUGAAAUAUAUCUCUACCUAUACAAGCAGAGUUGAAAUUCUCCAGGAGGACGAUGCCUCAGGAUAGCUGAUAUGAUUUUUUGAUAAUGCUGAAAGGCUUUGGGCAAUGUUUUCUAUACAUUUUGGUUGCUGCUAAUCAGGCUUUUAAAACAAACAUGCAUUUACGGAGUCAUACAUCUGAGCUCAGUGCAGUUGAGUAAGCAGAUAUUUUGAAAUUCAUGCCAAACACGAGCUCCUCUGGAGUAUUUACAAUCGGUUAAACAAAUCUGAAGUGUGGAAUUUCCCUGUCUUUCUUGUGGGACAUUAAAGCAGCAUCAGGCCUCAGGUCAUCAUGUGGAGUCACAAGUAUUUUAACAGAAAGAGGAGGUGAAGUUUAGUAUAGGGGCGCUGCUGGGUGGUUUAGGCACUGGGGCAGAAUCUGGGAUAUGAUCAUGUGAACAGGUUCAGGUUGUUUAAGUGUUAACAGAAUGUAACUGAGCAAACUGAGACAGACAGAUCAGUCCCAGGGUGCUGCUACUAGAUCACCUGUCUCAACCAAUCAACGGUCUCAACCAAUCAACGGUGCUUUAACCUCAGCAAUAAUAAUUGUAACAGCAAUAAUUUAAAAGGGACAACUCUGAUCUCAGCUGUCCUCGAAUAUUCACACACACAAAGUAACACAACAUGAAUCUGACCUCAUUGUACAAUGACAAAUCUUUAAAAGUUAACAAUUUCAACCCCAUGAAGGGGCCAAAAAAAAAAAAAAAAAAAGUUUUU